This is a messenger RNA of Ruditapes philippinarum (Manila clam), 749 nucleotides long. RefSeq names its product potassium voltage-gated channel protein Shaw-like. Gene Ontology annotation, cellular component: voltage-gated potassium channel complex. The transcript has 2 exons. The annotation marks the transcript as partial. Gene Ontology annotation, biological process: potassium ion transmembrane transport; protein homooligomerization. Gene Ontology annotation, molecular function: voltage-gated potassium channel activity. NCBI's taxonomy places the organism in Eukaryota, Metazoa, Mollusca, Bivalvia, Venerida, Veneridae. The record is from RefSeq and is a predicted model, not a curated record.
AUGGCGACGACUGUGUGUUUAUCUAGAGAAGGUAUUAUUCGAAUCAAUAUUUGUGGAACUAUUUUUGAAUGUCCCUCUAAAACGUUAAAAACAUUUAAGGAAUCCAGAUUAGCAAAUCUUCACUUGCAGACGAAAAAUUAUGAUUCGGCAAGAAAUGAAUAUUUCUUUGACAGAAAUCCAUUAAUGUUUAACAGUAUCUUGGAUGGUUGCAGAAAAGGAACGAUUCAUUUACCAAAAGAUAUUUGUGGAGCUUCUUUCAGUGAAGAACUUGACUAUUGGGGCGUUUCUCCGAGUCACGUGGCGCCAUGUUGCUGGGAGGCACUGUACCGUAACGAAAAUGACGUUUCUAAAAUCCGUAAGGUAACAAAAUAUCUUCGAUGUGAAGCAGGUCUCGUUGAAGAAGAACGUGAUAUAUCACCAUGGAGGAAAAAUAUAUGGCUUUUUCUCGAUGAGCCGUCUUCUUCAGUAAAUGCAAUGAUUUGGGGAAGCUUUAUAUCUUUGCUGAUUGUUAUGUCAACAAUCACAGAGGCCUUGGCAACUCUACCAAUGUUCACUGUCGACCUAACAAAAUCCGAAAAGAGCAUUCUCAUUGAAAUUGGCAAGUUACUUGGCCUCGAAAAUAACACCGACUCUGCACUCGGAGCUCUCAAGCCACACCCAUAUUUACUAUACACAGACGCAAGCUGCCAUUUUAUUUUAACCGUAGAUUUCCUUGUAGCAUUUCUCGUCUGUCCAAGAAAGAAAACCAU